Messenger RNA from Lemur catta (Ring-tailed lemur), 4543 nucleotides. RefSeq names its product syntaxin binding protein 5L (gene STXBP5L). Gene Ontology annotation, cellular component: SNARE complex; cytoplasm; plasma membrane. The transcript is spliced from 28 exons. Lineage: Eukaryota; Metazoa; Chordata; Mammalia; Primates; Lemuridae. Gene Ontology annotation, molecular function: syntaxin binding; GTPase activator activity; myosin II binding. Gene Ontology annotation, biological process: regulation of protein secretion; regulation of exocytosis. The record is from RefSeq and is a predicted model, not a curated record. The coding region runs from base 100 to 3660 and encodes 1186 amino acids.
CGGAGCCCAGUUGGACCGACGCCGGCGAGCCCGCCUCCCUCCGCGCCCUUGGCUUCCCAGGCUGGCAGGCGGUUGGUGGCGUCUGAGGAAGUGUUUAAAAUGAAGAAGUUUAAUUUCCGAAAAGUUUUGGAUGGCUUAACUGCCUCCUCCCCUGGCAGUGGUAGCAGCAGUGGCAGUAACAGUGGUAGUGGGGCUGGAAGUGGUUCCGUACAUCCAGGAGGCACUGCGGGGGUUCUCAGAGAGGAGAUUCAGGAAACCCUGACUUCAGAGUACUUCCAGAUUUGCAAGACAGUCCGGCAUGGUUUCCCUUAUCAGCCCACAGCAUUAGCUUUUGAUCCGGUUCAGAAAAUCUUGGCUAUUGGAACGAGAACAGGUGCUAUACGAAUACUCGGGAGACCUGGUGUUGAUUGUUAUUGCCAAGAUGAAAGUGGUGCAGCUGUCCUGCAGCUCCAAUUUUUGAUCAAUGAGGGUGCUUUGGUCAGUGCAAGUUCAGAUGAUACACUUCAUUUGUGGAACCUUAGACAAAAAAGGCCAGCUAUUCUUCAUUCUCUUAAAUUUAACCGAGAGCGAAUUACUUACUGUCAUCUACCUUUCCAGAGUAAAUGGCUCUAUGUUGGAACAGAAAGAGGAAAUACACAUAUUGUAAAUAUCGAAUCUUUCAUUCUUUCUGGAUAUGUUAUCAUGUGGAACAAGGCAAUUGAACUAUCCACCAAGACUCAUCCAGGUCCAGUUGUACAUUUAAGUGAUAGCCCAAGAGAUGAAGGGAAACUGCUAAUAGGUUAUGAAAAUGGUACUGUAGUAUUCUGGGACUUGAAAUCUAAAAAAGCAGAACUCAGAGUUUAUUAUGAUGAGGCUAUUCAUUCAAUUGAUUGGCAUCAUGAGGGCAAACAGUUCAUGUGCAGCCAUUCAGAUGGUAGCUUGACUUUAUGGAACCUGAAAAGCCCAAGUCGCCCUUUCCAGACUACAAUUCCACAUGGAAAAAGUCAAAAAGAGGGAAGAAAAUCUGAAUCUUGUAAACCAAUUCUUAAAGUAGAAUACAAGACCUGCAGAAACAGUGAACCAUUCAUAAUAUUCUCUGGUGGGCUGUCCUAUGACAAAGCUUGCAGAAGACCAAGUUUAACCAUCAUGCAUGGAAAAGCAAUUACAGUACUUGAAAUGGAUCAUCCUAUUGUUGAAUUUCUAACUUUAUGUGAAACACCAUAUCCAAAUGAAUUUCAAGAACCCUAUGCUGUUGUAGUACUUCUGGAGAAAGAUCUCAUUGUCGUUGACCUGACACAAAGCAAUUUUCCGAUCUUUGAAAAUCCAUAUCCUAUGGACAUUCAUGAAUCACCAGUUACAUGCACAGCAUACUUUGCUGACUGCCCUGCGGAUUUGAUUCUAGUACUCUAUUCUAUAGGAGUCAAGCAUAAAAAACAAGGAUAUAGUAAUAAGGAGUGGCCAAUCAGUGGAGGAGCUUGGAACAUUGGGGCACAAACAUAUCCUGAAAUUAUUAUCACCGGUCAUGCAGAUGGAUCAAUAAAAUUUUGGGAUGCUUCUGCAAUAACUCUGCAGAUGCUGUACAAGCUAAAAACUUCAAAAGUAUUUGAAAAACAGAAGGUAGGAGAAGGAAAACAAACAUGUGAGAUUGUAGAGGAAGAUCCAUUUGCCAUUCAGAUGAUUUACUGGUGUCCAGAAAGCAGAAUAUUCUGUGUAUCAGGAGUCUCUGCAUAUGUCAUAAUUUAUAAAUUCAGCAGACAUGAAGUUACAACAGAAAUAGUGUCAUUAGAGGUACGACUUCAAUAUGAUGUUGAAGAUAUUAUUACCCCUGAACCAGAAACAAGUCCACCAUUUCCAGAUCUCUCAUCCCAGCUUCCUUCUUCAAGUAGUCUCUCCGGGAGCACUAACACUGUGGCUAGUGAAGGAGUAACAAAGGACAGUAUCCCAUGCCUCAAUGUUAAGACACGGCCAGUGCGGAUGCCUCCAGGAUAUCAGGCAGAACUUGUUAUUCAGCUGGUGUGGGUAGAUGGUGAACCUCCUCAACAGAUUACUAGUCUUGCUGUAAGCUCAGCGUAUGGAAUAGUUGCAUUUGGGAACUGCAAUGGGUUGGCUGUGGUGGAUUUUAUACAGAAGACAGUACUGUUAAGCAUGGGGACCUUUGACCUAUAUAAAUCAAGUGACCUAUACCAGCGACAACCACGGUCUCCUCGAAAAAACAAGCAGUUCAUUGCAGACAACUUUUGCAUGCGUGGCCUGUCUAACUUUUAUCCUGAUUUAACGAAACGGAUCCGUACUUCCUAUCAGAGUUUAACUGAACUGAAUGACAGUCCAGUUCCCCUGGAACUUGAGCGCUGCAAGUCUCCUACUUCAGACCAUGUAAAUGGACAUUGCACAAGUCCAACUUCUCAGAGUUGCAGCUCUGGAAAACGUCUUUCCAGUGCUGAUGUUUCAAAAGUAAAUCGCUGGGGUCCUGGAAGACCACCAUUUCGAAAGGCACAGUCAGCUGCUUGCAUGGAGAUUUCUUUACCAGUUACAACAGAAGAAAACCGAGAAAAUUCCUAUAAUCGUUCUAGAAGCUCUAGCAUCUCUAGUAUUGACAAAGAUUCUAAAGAAGCAAUUACGGCACUAUACUUCAUGGACUCCUUUGCACGGAAAAAUGACUCUACCAUCUCACCUUGUCUGUUUGUUGGAACUAGUCUGGGAAUGGUGUUGAUCAUCUCCCUAAACCUACCAUCAACAGAUGAACAAAGGUUUACAGAGCCAGUAAUGGUAUUGCCAAGUGGUACAUUCCUCUCAUUGAAAGGAGCUGUACUAACAUUCUCCUGUUUGGACCGAACUGGCGGAUUAAUGCAACCUCCAUAUGAAGUUUGGAGGGAUCCAAACAAUAUAGAUGAAAAUGAAAAAUCUUGGAGAAGAAAAGUGGUCAUGAACUCAUCCUCUGCAUCCCAGGAAGUAGGAUAUCAUCAGUAUACAGUAAUCUGCUCAGAAAAACAAGCCAAAGUCUUUUCACUGCCUUCUCAGACUUGCCUUUAUGUUCAUAACAUCACUGAGACAUCUUUUAUACUGCAAGCAGAUAUGGUGGUCAUGUGUAACAGUGCCUGCUUGGCAUGUUUUUGUGCUAAUGGACAUAUCAUGAUAAUGAGCCUACCUAGUCUUCGCCCAAUGUUGGAUGUUAAUUAUUUGCCACUGACAGACAUGAGGAUAGCACGAACAUUUUGUUUUACCAAUGAAGGUCAGGCAUUAUACCUCGUCUCUCCUACUGAAAUUCAGCGGUUAACAUACAGCCAAGAAAUGUGUGAUAAUUUACAGGACAUGCUAGGAGAUUUGUUUACUCCCAUAGAGACACCAGAAGCUCAAAAUAGAGGAUUUCUCAAGGGACUGUUUGGUGGAAGUGGACAAACAUUUGACAGAGAGGAGCUCUUUGGGGAAGCUUCAGCAGGAAAAGCAUCCCGCAGCCUUGCACAACACAUUCCUGGACCAGGUAGUAUAGAAGGGAUGAAAGGUGCUGCUGGAGGCGUGAUGGGAGAGCUGACCCGAGCACGGAUUGCACUUGAUGAGAGAGGACAAAGGCUAGGAGAGCUGGAAGAGAAAACUGCAGGCAUGAUGACCAGUGCAGAAGCAUUUUCCAAACAUGCACAUGAGUUAAUGCUGAAAUAUAAGGAUAAGAAAUGGUACCAAUUCUAAACUUCUAAAGAAGCCGUGACUGCUUUGAGAAACCAUUAUUCAGGGAAACUAAAUUUAUUCCCAGCAUCACUAUUCAACUGCUAGAAGCCAGUUUCUUCUACAAAAUGUUCCCUUAUAGUCAAUCUGAAGUUAUCAUAAAGGAGAUGUGUCAGAGACGCAGUACAACCGAAAGGCUGGAGCCCUGGCUAAAAUCCCAAGAUAUGUCUGAAUUUACCUUUUCCCAUGUGGAAUGGAGCUACCAUCUUGGCAUGUCAUUUGCUAAGGAUUUACAUUUAGGAACUAUGGGGAGUCCUUUUGAUUUGAAAAUUCCUGUACAAACAAAAGCAUUAAUGCACUUAAUGAAAAAAAAUCUUUGCAUGAUAAAUUAACAUCUUAAGAGGAAAAGAAAAAAAGCAUGUUGUGACAGAAGAGAAAAAGAUUUAUGGUAAACUAUUUUUGUAAAUUGGGCCACACCUGACAAUUUAAAAAAUCUGCAUUAGAAGAUUGAUCAGUGCAUUUCAAAUCUAUUUGCCAUACCCAACUGAAAAGGUAAACACGAACCCAGAGUUUUCUUUUCAUCUGUAACUUUCAAUAUUCUAGGACAUUAUUGAAUUCUUAUGGCAAGAGUCUGAUAAAUGUUCUUCUCUCCUCAUAAUAUUUUACAUUAUUCAUAGUUCUCAGUCAUAAACAAGUAUUGCCAGUACAGUAAAUUAUUCCCAACACAAUUAUUUCCAUUUCUAUCACCUUCAGAAUGGGUUGCUAUUUUUAGCACAAACCAUGCAGGAUGGGGUCACCUGAAAGCAUUUUUUCAGCCUGGCUUGUACUCUGCAGGGGAGUUGAUGAUAGGUUUGGGGAAACUAAGCUACAGGAACAAGUUUGAGAACCGAUUUCACAAAAAGUGAAA